Messenger RNA from Didymodactylos carnosus, 1314 nucleotides. NCBI's taxonomy places the organism in Eukaryota, Metazoa, Rotifera, Eurotatoria, Philodinida, Philodinidae. The record is from the annotation of a GenBank genome assembly.
AUGAAGAAAACUCUUCCUAAAAAAUCAAAACAUCGUUCUAUAUUAAAUAAAUCUCAAAAUUCAGCAAAUGAAAAACAAACAGGUCGUACAACGUCAGCAGAACCGGUUAGUUAUUUAAAAACUGAAAUUCAACUCGGAUGUGGUACAGCACAUUUGGAUCAAUCAAAUUGUUUGAGAACAAAAUUAAAUUUAAAAAGUGAAAAACAAUUAAAACGCGACUUGUUACGUGUAACCGAUCAACGUCCAUCAUUACUCGGUAGUCAAACACUUCAUCCACCUCGUUUAUUUCCAACAAAUCGAAAAAUAGGCAAUGAAUCAUUGAAUCGUACAUUAGGUGAUAGACAUCGGUCAUCAUCGUCAUUAUCAAAUAUCAAUGUGAAUUCGACAGCAGUUGAUCGUGUCGGACCAUGGCCUGAUCAAACGAUAGAUCGUUUAUAUAACAAUGAAUUAUUACGUCCAUUGAAAAAUUUUCGUAAUCGUCAAAAUCUACGUUUAUUUAGUCCAAAAUAUUAUGCGGCUAUAGGUGAACAACAAAAUAAAUUUAAAUUUUAUUCAAAUACAAAAUCUUACAUUGAUGAGUAUCGAAAACGAAAAGGUUAUGUACUUGGUAGUAGUACACCGUCGACAUCGUUGUUGCCAUCUAGUCGACAAACUCCCAAAAUAGCAGAUAAUAAGAGCGAUGCAGGUGGUGAUGAUAAUGAUGAUCAAUUGUCGAAUGUACCUGAUCGAAAAACUGAAGAUAAUGGAACAUUUUUCUCUAUUGAAACAAUUUCUAAUGGAAAACUCGAUCAGUUUAAUCUAAAUAAUGUACAGACUUUAUCAUCAAAUGAUCUACUCUCAUCAUCAUCGACAAUAAAAAAUCGAUCUUUAUUACGUUCUGAACCCUUAUUUACUUUACCGUCAAUUCCAAUAAAACAAACUCAUGCGAAAGAACAAACGUUUUCAUCGUCAUCAGUCGUAAUGAGAAACGGUCAUUUGAGACCAAUGGUAACAAAUCAUCAACCAAUGGCAUUGUCAACAUUAUCAACGCCACGUUAUUCAAGCAUAGAUCAUGUAGAAAAAGCUUAUGCUAUAGCGGCAGAUGGAAAAAAAUUUAAAAAUACAAAUGCAAAAUUAUUUGUCAUCGAGAGUAGACCAAUCUCAUCGACCAAUAUGCAAGAUAACCCUGAACUUCGACAUAACGAGCAACGACCAUUAAAAGGUGGUGUAUUUUAUAAAUUGAGUCAUCAAUCACAACAUGUCGCAAAUAUAUUAUCUACAAAAACUGCAAAUAGUGAUAUUGCUGAUUACGCCGUAUUGGCUUUACACUUUUAA